CAAUGACAAUAUUUUGACGCCGACCACUCUUCUGGAUAGACAUUGCCCUUGGCUUUUUCUCUGGCUCAAAAGUCCUUUGUCCUCUCUGCAAGUCAGGUUGUGCAUAGUGUACACAACGCACAUGCUCCUAUUAUUAAACGUAGAGCAGCUUUACCCUUAGAGACUUGAUCUGCUAUUUUCAAUUCCACUGCCUGCGAGUGCUUUCUUCAUUCAUUCAUUCUAGGUUUCAGCACGCACAUCAAAUUUGCUCAUACACUGAUGGGCAACUCUUGCGGAUGCUGUAACCCUCCACCUCCUAAUAACAACUCUCCUAACCCCAAUCAAUCCCCUGCUACUCCUCAUCCUCAUCUUUCUUCGCCUUCUCCUUCCCUGGAGUCGGUCAUUCAUACAAUUAGUCAAUCCCUUGGGAAUGAAAACCCAACUCAAAAAAUCGGUCUGCUUAUCCGGUUUAUAGAUAAUAUGCUAUUGAAAAUAAAGGCCCCUUCACAACACGGGGCAUCAACCUCUUCUUCUGGUAUUCAAGUUGAAUCUGUAGCUUGGAGCACCAGAGCUGCUUCUGACAUCAUAGAUAUCAUUUCAAGAGAAGCUAAUGAAUUAGAGAAAUCGGAAGUAGCGAAAGAACUGGGAAGAGUGGCUUUAAAAGCAGUAAAACUAGUGGGAGAGUCUCACUGGAUAUUCCUGGGAUUGUCUAUGGCAGCAUAUGCCCUGGAGAGAUGCUUAACGGUGACUUCCAAUCUGUUGGAGUACAAGGAGCUAUUGGAGAAAAUUGUUCAUCUAGCAAAAGAUGUGGAGAAGCUGGGACAAACAAUUCCUCGCGACAAUGAAAGACUAUGUUGUGCCGUGCAAGUAAUAGUAGAAGGUACAGUCUUGUGUUGUGAUUACAGCACUCAAGGAAAGCUAUCGAGGUACUGGAAUGCCGAUGUAAUGCAGUCUCAACUUGAGAAGACCAGUAAGAGUAUACAAGAUAUUACAUCAUCUCUUACUCUCACCACUGUUGUAGACAUUAAAAGGCAAGUUACACUGCGCAUAGAGGAAUCUCCACAGAAGCUCCUCGACUUCAAGCCAGAAGGAAUAGCGGAGAAAGUAACACAGGUGAAGGAAAUGGUGGAUUUGGAAGGCAGUGAAGCAGUUGCAGCUCUCAUAUUGUGGGGGUUCGGAGGUGUUGGUAAGAGUGUUUUGGCCUCAACAGUCAUUCAGGAGUUGGAUUGUCUUUCCAAAGGUUUCAAAUUUUGUAGGGUCAUAAUCGAUGAGAAAACCGCAGACAGGGCAUCUCACAUCAAGCAGCUGCAAAAAGAUAUCAUUUAUGAUUUUGGGGGUGGCAAAUUAGAUUUGCGAAAUACAGAGGAAGGGCGACAACAAGUGCAACAAGUUGUGCACAACCAAUGUUGUUUAUUAUUUAUUGACAACGUGGUUGACUCUUCUUAUAUCAAACAACUCUUACCAACACAUUUUUCGCAAAUAGAAGGAAAGGCCGGUUCAGUGCAGGCAAGCAGAGAGGCGAGGUUAAGGAUAGUCAUAACCUCUCGACAAAACAAUAUCAAACAACUGUUAAAUAUCAAAAAGUUGUCUGAUUACCAUGUAGAUCGGCUGUCAGACACUGCUGCCAAAAUCAUCCUGCGUAAAACAAUUUUGGGUGGAGAUCAAGAUGAAAGCCAAGUCAAUUGCGACUUUGAUGAAGAGGGGCGUAUAACUGCCAUUGCGGAGGCCUGUAGAGGUGUCCCACUACUUUUGUCUGUGUUUGGAAAUUACUUGAGGGUUGAAAGGGAUCAGACUAUUUACAAAGAAGUCUUGGAAGCUCUUGAGAAAGGAGAUUUUGAUAAAUUUACUGAUGAAGAGAACCUGAGUGAAAGGCUCAUGUUUGUGUAUAAUAAAAUGAGAGAUCUAGAAGCCAAAGAGGCAUUUCUUGAUAUUUGUAUAUAUUUUCAUGGUUGGUUAUGGGAAGAAGUUGCUGUCAUUGUAGGUUCAGGUAACCUUGAAAUUCUCGAGAAAAGAGUAGGGUUAGUAAAGAGAAAUAAUAAAGGGGAAGUGAUUGUUCAUGAUAUCCUUAGGUUGAUGGGAAAUAAAAUGGCAAAGGAAACUAGGAUUACAAAUUAUAGGGAAUUCUCAGCUGUGGUGGAAGAUGAAUAUAAGCUAAAAAAUAUGAAAGGCGUCUCUCUUAUGGACAAUACAAGUUUAGCUACAAUUGAAUCUACAGAUUUAAAUGCCAUGCGUCAUUCUUUGAGGGUCCUAAGGCUUGGCGAUUGGGUGAUAAUAAAUGGCGUAUGCGAUCGAGCUUUUACAGAACUCAGAUAUCUGCAAGUGGGGGACCUGACUACUUUUGCCUUUACAGAUGCUUCCGAAAUGGAGAAGCUCGCACGUUUGUACAAUAAAUCGAAGACGGGCAUGGAUUUCCGUGAGCUUCCUCGGGCUCUAAAGGCUAUACAUUACGAAAUUCAAUAUCCAGGUUGCGAGGAGCUUGCAACACUUCCAGUCGAAAAUCUGAGAACUUUGAAAAUGUUUUCAGUGGAUUCCAGCAAACCGGUAAAACUUCCAAAAGGGUUCAAGCUUCCUGCAUCUCUAGAAUGGCUGUGGUUAGUCGGAUGCAGAAAAUUACCAGAAACAUUCAGCCACUUAACUAAUGUUCACUUUCUCAAUCUGAGUAAAUGUGAUUUCGAAUCUUUGCCUGAAGGAUUCGGACAACUUACUGGAUUGAAAAAAUUGUUUAUGAAUUACUGCCCCAAUCUGAAAUAUCUCUCAGAAGGAUUCGGCUCAUUGUGUUCAUUGACCGAGUUGACUGUAGAGGGAUGCACCUGUUUGGAAAUAUUACCUGUUGACUUUGGAAGGUUGACUGCACUGCAAGAGCUUCGGAUGGGAAAAUGUGAUAGUUUGAGGACACUGCCUGAAGACUUCGGUGGCUUAAUUUCUCUGCAAUCUUUGGAUAUAGCGGGAUGCAUCAGCUUGGAGCGAUUGCCAGAAAGUUUUUCGAGGCUUUCCAUAAAAUCUCUAGCUCUGGAAUCGUUGCUUAGUUUAAGUGAACUUCCGGAAAGCAUUGGAAAAAUGUCGUCUCUCACUCGCCUUAUAGUAAAAUCUUGCAACUCGUUAACUACUCUUCCCAAUAGUCUUGUGCAAUUGAAAAUGUUAGAGUAUUUGAAAAUAACUAAGUGCAUUAAGCUUAUUGCUCUUCCGAAGGACUUUGGCCAGCUAAGUUCCUUAACCCACUUGAUUGUGAAAGAUUGCCCUGUUCUGAAGGAGUUGCCUGUUGGGUUUCAAGAACUUCCCGCAUUGAACAUACUAGAGUUGAGAAGAUGCGGCAACAUAGUCAAUCUUUCGCCUGGCUUCGGCGAGCUCAACUGUUUGGAACAGUUGUACAUUUACAGCUUGCCCUUGUCGAGUCUUCCGAAAGGAUUCGGCAAUUUGAAAAGGUUAAGGAACUUAGAUAUAUUGAACGGAUUCAAAUUGGAAACAUUGCCGAAGGAUAUAGAAAAUUUGGUCAGCUUGAGGACACUGCGUAUGAGCAUAUGUCCCAUGUUGGAUGCGGCAACUAUGGAGAGAAUAGUGAAAUUGCAGAAUUGUUCUUUAGUGCGUAUAUACUCAAGCACUAAAUUGACUGAAUGGUGGGAAGAGAUGCAGGACAAGGAAGAAUAUCCUAUGCUGGUUUGGACGAGGGAGGGGUAUCCUUCCAUUAAGGAUGAGGAUGCUGCGGAUUGGCAAAGGGCUGCGAGAGUGGCCUUGUUUAGUCUGAAUCCAUGCAAAGAGUUGAAUGGCAGCAGUGAUGAACUGAUGGAUCGCUCUUCCAUCGCCAUAGAUGUGGACACAACUGUUGCACUCAUUUCUCUCCCUUUUCACUUGCAAUCCCAUCAUGAAGAUCGUUUGAAAAAUAUGUGUGAAUUGGCAAAGAAAAGAUCAAGGACAGCAUGUUCAGGGCAGCUUCAGAUUCUUAUUUGUCUCAAAGGAAUUGAAUUGGAUAGACAGAGAGUAAGUGCAGAGGAAGAGGAAGAGAACAUUAGAAAAGCUCUGAAGUGGCUGCCACAAGGAUCAUGUGCCAUUCCUGUCGUCGACAUCAGACGCCGUUUCUUAGUUAAGGAAGUCUUCUUUCGGUCUUAUUCUGAAGAAAGCAAACUUGUGUGUUUCAUGGCGGAUGUCCGGGUGCACGGUAAGAUGAAAUUUGAGGACGGCGAAACAGUGGGGGAAGAUGACAUUUCAGAAAAGCUGAAACAAAAUUUUCACCAGUCAGAAAUCGAGGAGGAAAGCGAGACCCCUGACGAGCUACUAGAGUGUUUAAAACUUGUUUGCAACAGCGAAGGAGAAGAAAGCGAGAGGUCCGUCCAAUUCCCAGGUCCAGCAGAAGCAAGCAUGUUUAGAAUGUUGGCACAAGCAUUGAAGAGAAAGGGCAUACAUCACUUCAUCGACUGCAAUCUGAAGGAGGUUGAUAUAAAUCAAUUAGAUGGAAACGAUACAUGUCUCUUUAUAUGUGAUUUAAACACUUUAGCACAUACAAAAAUACAACAAAUCUGUAAGAAUCUUCAAAGCUUCAAUUUUCAAGGUGUUUGGAUUCCUCUAUCAAGCAAUGAAAAGUGUGGAAUUGGCACUUAUAUAAGGACAUAUGGAUACGUGUCUUUGGUAGCUCUUCUCGAUCCUCUAAUAAUUCAAAGCAUCAAAGAAAUAGAUGCAUAUUUUAUUCUUUUCGACAAAGAAGGAAAAAUGAUUUUUAGAGCUCCACUAUCACUUGUGAUGUCAUGGGACAUAAAAGUACAUUCAUUUAUAGAAUCUGAAAUAACCAAAGUCGUCUCCAAGCUAAAUGACAAAUCAGCUCUAGAAUUUCUUCUAGAAGACAUGGAUAUUUUAGACCAUGAAGGAGAUAAAGUGGAGAAACAAUUAUUUAACAAGAAACCUAUAUUUUUGUAUGUUGAACGUCCAGUUCACAAGCUUAGAAUGAAAUGUGAGUUUGACCAAUUACUGCAAGUGCAUAAAUAUUUUCAAAUUUUAUAUAUAGGGCACUACUCUAUCAUGGAGUAAAUAGAUAUGGAAGCAUUCAAAAAGGUCUAUGAAGAUUUCACAGAAAAAAUGCAGUGGCUCAAAAUUUCAUUUUGUGAUAUGGUGAAGUUUUGGUAUAGGUGUCAAUUCUUAUCAAGUAAUUUUGCAAAGAAAUUAAAUUUUCCUUUUAGACUUACAAAGCUUCUGAAGCAAUUAUAUGUUGAGAAGAGAUGGUUAGUCUUCUUGGAUGGUGAUGGAAUUGUAACUGGAAGUGGCAAAGAGGUAGUGGAUAUUAUGUGUCAAUCAAUUGAUGAAAAUAGAGAUGCCACGGACAUUAUGCUGAAGGAAGAAUUGAUAAAAUCUAGUUUAGAAAGUGGAAAAUGUACAAAAAUAGUGCAAACAUAUUUUAGUGAUGAAAUAUCAAGCCAUCCUCAACAUCCACAGCAUCCUUUGUCAUUAACAACAUCACAAAAUUAUAGGUAUUGUGAUGUUUGUGACUCGUCAUUCAAGGAUGUAUAUUUGGAUCACCAAAGGAUAUAUAGUUGCAAGGAUUGUGACUGGGACUUAUGCAAAAAUUGUUGGAAGCUAUUUGCCAAAAAUAAAGUACAAAGAAUGUGAGACUUUUGAAUGUAUUAUAUGUCAAGUUCACAAAUUUAUAAAUAUUUGUGGUAUAUCUUAUUUUUC
Molecule: messenger RNA, 5637 nt
Organism: Cryptomeria japonica (Japanese cedar)
Lineage: Eukaryota; Viridiplantae; Streptophyta; Pinopsida; Cupressales; Cupressaceae
Exons: 9
Coding region: 259-4995 (1578 amino acids)
Biological process (GO): defense response to fungus
Molecular function (GO): ADP binding
Source: RefSeq, a predicted model, not a curated record